UGAUAGGCAAAGCCCCUCCUGGCAUUUGUCAACAUUGUAUGAAUUGUACGUACAUACUAUUACUUAUUAGGGAGUUCAUAAUUCAUUGUCGUCUGGCAUCUACGUUCUUUAAUCAAUUUGUGGCUUUGUGCGAUUCUAGAUUAUUCGUUCUCGAUCUAUUUUAGCAAGUUAAUGCCAUUGAAAUAUGGCCAUGUGGACGACGUUUACGAAUACAGGAACUUCGGAUCCAAGUCGAGAAUCUGGCUUAGGAAGUGAUUCUGAUAACAUGGCUGAAUUGGCGCAGCUUUUACAAGCUGAUAUACCCGAGGGUCGUAACAGUUUGACUGACAGUCAUGUAAAUUUAGAGCGUGUUGCUGAAUAUUGUGAAGGAAACUAUUUUCAAGCUGAAAAUAAACGAUUGGCUUUAGAAGAAACAAAAAACUAUACUACCCAGUCAUUAGCUAGUGUUGCAUAUCAAAUAAAUACGCUUGCUUAUAACUUUUUGCAAUUAUUGGAUCUUCAAACAGUUCAACUAUCUGAAAUGGAUAGUCAAAUCAACCACAUUGCUCAAAAUGUAAUGAUUCAUAAAGAAAAAGUUGCGAGACGAGAAAUUGGUGUAUUGACAGCAAAUAAAACAACCAACCGUCAAUAUAAAAUCAUUGCCCCUGCUAAUCCAGAAAAGCCUAUUAAAUAUGUUAGGAAACCAAUUGAUUUUACAGCACUUGAUGAUAUUGGCCAUGGUGUUCGUAAUACUCCCCGUAUGGUCCGUCAACCAAUUUCAAACAGUUCCAGUGCUUCAACUAAUAUGUCAUCUGUUGGUCCUGCUCCUACAAUCAAACCACCUACUCCUCCAGCAGUCAUACGAGCAACUGGAUCAUUGAGUAAAGGGUCUCGUGAAUAUCGUACUCCUCCUGCUGUUGCUCCACCACAAGUUCCCAGUCAUUAUGCUCCUAAUUAUCCACUAGGCCAUGUCAGACGUGAAAAAGGACCUGGUUAUAAUACUCUUCCUUUACAUCACACAUCCUCAUCUAGUAGCAUACAACAAUCUCCAAUCAUUGGCAUGGUGCAUCCUAUGCAGCAGUCGGAACAACCAUCAUCUUUGAACUCCAUGCCUCCUCCACCGUCUCCUCAUACAUUAAACUCAAGAAUGGGAGUUGGACCAGAUUUGUUGGAUCAUCAUCUCCAUCAGGCUCCUUUUUCAUCAAACACUGACCAUUACCGUUCAAAUACUUCUCAACAGUCAUCUACAGACCAUUAUCGCUCAAACAUAUCUCAACAAUCUUCUACAGAUCAUUAUCGCUCUAAUACAUCACAAAUAUCAUCUACUGAUCAUUAUCGUUCAAAUUUAUCCCAACAAUCAUCCACCGAUCAUUAUCGUUCAAACAUCCCUCAACAGCCAUCUACUGAUCAUUAUCGUUCUAACAUUCCUCAGCUAACAACUACUGACCACUAUCGGGCAAAUACUUCACAGUUACCUGGUAUCUUAAAAAACUCAUCACAAUAUCAUUCUUCAUCUGCAGUAGUCACUUCCCCUCCACCGCAACAUACCAGACAAGCAUCAGCUUCUCCGCCAUUACCACCACCUCCAGAAGAUCAUUUUGGACAUAUUGCUGCUGGCCCAAUUGUACCCCAAGAACCUGAUCUUCCUGGAUGGGUUCCUAAGAAUUAUUUGGAGAAGGUAAUUGCAAUUUAUGAUUAUUAUGCUGAUAAAGACGACGAAUUAAGUUUUCAAGAAAAUUCAGUUAUUUAUGUCUUAAAGAAAAAUGAUGAUGGUUGGUGGGAAGGUGUAAUGGACGGCAUUACAGGCUUAUUCCCAGGAAAUUAUGUUGAAGGCUGUAAAUAAAGCAUAUAUUUACAUUUUACUUUUAUA
This is a messenger RNA of Myzus persicae (green peach aphid), 1849 nucleotides long. RefSeq names its product abl interactor 1 (gene Abi). Gene Ontology annotation, molecular function: SH3 domain binding. Bases 185 to 1822 code for a protein of 545 amino acids. The record is from RefSeq and is a predicted model, not a curated record. The transcript is spliced from 7 exons. Lineage: Eukaryota; Metazoa; Arthropoda; Insecta; Hemiptera; Aphididae.